CUAAGGCCAAUUAACAUCCUCAUUCUUUCUACCUUCAAUACUCUUUAAGUGUUGACUUUCCAUUAGCUAAAGUUCUUGCAAAUUGCUAGAAACAUAAAAAGUUCAAAAUUAUAGAACUUACAUCUCUAAACAUGGCCAGAGGUCAAUGCAUGAUUAACUUUGCAUUCCUGUGUACUCUACUCACCUGUCAAAUGCUUUCUGGUGAAGGAAAGCAAUUAAGGUCAUUAGAUAAAGUAGGGAUCAACUAUGCCAAGAGCCUCUCCAAAAAAGGCAAUAGAUUUCUAAGCACCCAACUUCACAAGUCUGACCACAGUGAAAACUCACCCACAAAAAUUACUACACAACAAAAAUCUAGCAAUUUUCCUCAACCUAUGACACAUAAUGAAAACUUCCCCUCCAUGAAGCCAACUCACAGCUCCCCAAAAAACAGUCACAAGGUUGAUUCCUUUUGGGGGAACAGAGUAGGCAGCAUCAAGCAGAGUAACUGUCUGGGUGCAAACUGCCCUGAUGAUUUUAAACCCACAGCACCAGGACACAGCCCUGGUGCUGGUCACCCUUUCGGGACUAAUACACAGAAAAUUUCAAAAAACCAGCCAGAAAAAAAUCCCAAAAUGUGGAAUAGCUUAGUUGCAUCAACAAUGAAUUUCAGACGUACUACACCAGGCCGUAGCCCAGGUAUUGAGCAUGCAGAAAACAAAAGAGAUUCUAGCACUAAAAAUACAGAAACACGUAACCUUAUUCCCUCAUCACCAGCUCCUAUCUCAUUUUUCAGUUAUUCAACACUUGGAAAGACCAAUUAUUUCCAACCUACCUCCCAUGGUAGAAGUCCUGGAAGCAUCCAUGUUGACACAAACAAUAAUGGCACACGGGGAGCAGCAUACUUUCUUAAUGAAAAACGCAUAGAUGAUUUCCGACCAACAACACCAGGGGAAAGCCCUGGAGCUGGUCAUUCUUUAACAAGAAAAUCAGACAGAAAUACAUCACUGCGUGACAAGCAUCCAAUUGUAGCAUAUCCUCAUGCAAAAGGUAUUGAUGAUUACCGUCCUACUGACCCUGGUCACAGUCCGGGAGCUGGCCAUGCUGGUUUAACUAAGCAAGAGCCAAACUCAUAGAAUACUAUCGUCCGUGAAUCCAUUAUGAUAUGUACCAUUAUAACUCAUAGUUCUGUCUCUGAAGUUAAAAGAUCCUUAGAAAUACAGAUUAAACAUAUGUAAGUUAAGCGAUGUCCAUUUAUUCUUGAAAAAAUAAUGAUUUGUAAAGUUCUAAUCUGUUAGUUAGACUCUUUGCAUCAUUUCAUGUAUCCAAUAUCCAUAUCAGACAAGACAAUCAAUACUCAACACUUGGACACUUGUAUUUGGGCUAAAAUCAUGAAAAAUUUUCAUUAAUAGCCAAGUUGAACCCUCAGACACAUAUGUGUACGACAUCAGUUCCCUAAUCCAAAUGUCUUCAA
Messenger RNA from Amaranthus tricolor (Joseph's coat), 1450 nucleotides. RefSeq names its product precursor of CEP9-like. The transcript has a single exon. Lineage: Eukaryota; Viridiplantae; Streptophyta; Magnoliopsida; Caryophyllales; Amaranthaceae. Gene Ontology annotation, molecular function: hormone activity. The coding region runs from base 132 to 1112 and encodes 326 amino acids. The record is from RefSeq and is a predicted model, not a curated record. Gene Ontology annotation, biological process: regulation of root development; regulation of leaf morphogenesis; root development. Gene Ontology annotation, cellular component: extracellular region.